AUGACACGGCCCGAGUCACAUGAUCCACCAGGUGGCGCUCGGAACACUGCUCACGUGCGGCGCUCUCGAGCGGCCUGGGUUUAUGUGAACACGCUAGCUACCAGUCGUGUGGGGCGCGUCAAGUGUAAACGUCAACAAGAUAAACCUGUUCAGCAAUUUUACAACAGGAGAGCUACCACACACUGCUGACGACCAUAAACUUUACUGCAAAAAUGAGAUGUGUGAUUGAAGGAAAUGGUGUGAAAGUUUUUGGAAAGACAGUUCAUGCUCUGUCACGGAUUGGUGAGGAAAUGUGGUUGGAUCCACUGGAGAAAGGGGUAAAAUGCCCAGCAUCUACCACGUCUUGGCUCAUGCAAUACACCCUGGCUGUUAGGACAGUGAACAAGGCCCAUUCGGCAUAUGCCUGUUUCCUCUUCUCUCCCCUGUUCUUCCAGCAUUAUACCUCAACUUCAGACCAACUACAGGAUAAUAAGUCUGCAAAAUGCAAAAUAUCCUUAAAGUCGGUGCUGCCCCUCUUCCGCAGCAUCACCACAUUAGAGCGCAGUGUGUACAGAUGUGAGAUAACUAUCAACAUCUUCGACAGCAGGGUGGUAUUCCAGUUUAAGUGCAGAAAUGGAAUAACCAAGACACAUAACUUGGGUUACCAAGAAUGUGAAGCUCUGCAAGCAGUUUUUCCAGCUCACCUGUGUCCCAACGUUUUAAAGGCACAUCCAAAACUUCUCAGUGACAUUGUGAUGCACUUCCCUGUCUCACAAGAGGAAAUCACACUAUCCAUGUCACCCAUUAGGGUGAUACUGAAGAAUUACUUUGAAGAGGACAAUGAUCGCAUCAUGUGUACAGAGAUGUUUCUACAUCCUGAUGAGUUUGACUACUUCCAUCUCAGAGUGGACUCAGACAUAACCUUCUGUCUCAAAGAACUGAGAGGCUUGCUGACAUUUGCAGAGUCUCAUGGCCUUCAAGUGUCUGUCCAGUUUGGUUCACCUGGAAAUCCUGUGUCGUUCAGUUUGGAGGAUAUGUUGCUGGAGGCUGUAGUAGUAUUGGCUACGCUAGUGGAUCCAGCCACUGAGAAUCCAUCCCAGGUGUCUGUUGCCCAGGAAGCUCCAACACACAGUGUAGUGGGUGUCUCUAUUCACGAGUGUCCAGUAGAGGCAGAGGCUACUAAUAUAGUGCCCCACCGUCCAGAUCAUCCAGUUGGGGAACAGGUGGCCUCCAGCCAGGGAAGUCCAUUCUUCAGACCAGCUUUCCAUAUGAGGAAGCUUAUGCAACUAGUUGGGGGAGGAGAGAACUUUUCAAAAUACAAAGCUCCUUUGAAUGGAACAAGCUCUGGAUCUGCUUUGACCACAACAGUAACACCAGCCACUUUAGAGAUCUGUUCUCUGCUUUUUGGGGCUGUAGCGAAUGAUCAUGAGGAAAGCAACAAAUCACAACUACCCAGUUUGGUGUAUGCCAGUGACACUGAGGAUGAUGCUGGAGGCAUUGGUAACAGAGAGGAAGAGUAAGUCAGAUAACAUACACCAGAGGACGUGUAGAGGUGCCAGGGGAGACACUGACAUGUUCAUGUUUUUGAAAAUGUUUUGAUAGCAGUGAUAUGACUUGUAAUUGUUAUGGCACUAAAGAUUUUUUACUUUUGCUUUAUUAUAAUUUUAUUUUACUUAUAUGCCUAUAUGUAUACGUAAUCUAUAUAUUAUCUUGGAAGGAAGUGUUAUAAAUGGCUAAUUGGUGAAUAGAUAUAAAGUCAGCAUUGGAGGCAUGAUCUAAGUGCCUCACACUGAUGUGAUGAACUAUUAGCAAGUAUCACAAAAAGACUGCAGAAACUAAACACAGUUCACUGAAUGAGUUUGUAACAGUAUAGUUAAGGAAGCACUCCAUAUGUAUUCACAUUAGCAAACACACCCAAAUAAACAUUUGCAUGAAUAUAUUAUGUUUAGAAAAGCUUGAAUGAUUAAAAAGGACUUUUUACUGAA
Messenger RNA from Pangasianodon hypophthalmus (striped catfish), 1964 nucleotides. RefSeq names its product RAD9 checkpoint clamp component B (gene rad9b). The coding region runs from base 213 to 1499 and encodes 428 amino acids. Gene Ontology annotation, cellular component: checkpoint clamp complex. Gene Ontology annotation, biological process: DNA repair; mitotic intra-S DNA damage checkpoint signaling; DNA replication checkpoint signaling. Lineage: Eukaryota; Metazoa; Chordata; Actinopteri; Siluriformes; Pangasiidae. The record is from RefSeq and is a predicted model, not a curated record. The transcript is spliced from 12 exons.